GGUAUAACUUAUUCAGAACCAAUCUUUCCUCUUGAGGAAUCUAAGGGUGAGACUCCUCCGUACAGAUUUCCAGGAAUAACAGCUGAUGACAAGAUGGUAGACUCUAUGCCGAAUGGGGAUAAAGAUCUCAAUAGUGUCAUCGAGCACUCCCUUACGCAAUUUGCAAGCAACCCUUGCCUUGGUACCAGAGAGAUGCAAAUGGAAGAGACUACUGAUGAAGAAGGCAACGUCAAGCAAGUUCCAAAGUACGGCAAGUAUAAGUGGAAAACUUACGAAGAAGUCUACACAAUGGCUAAAUACCUUGCCAGAUCAUUUGUUAACCAUGACUUAUGCCCCGAGGUCAACGGAGGAGGAGAGAAAAUGAGAAUGAUUGGUCUUUACUCAAAGAAUAGAGAGGAAUGGUGAAUCACUGAUAUCGCAUGUGUUAUUAGUAGUGUUGUAACAAUCCCCUUAUAUGAUACACUUGGGGAUAAUUCUGUUAGUUUUAUUGUCAAUCAGACAGAGAUGACUACUAUCGUUAUGGGAAAGGAUAAAAUAGAUCACAUUAUCAAACUCAAAACAAGUGGAAAGAUAGACUCUGUUCAAAACAUUGUGCUCAUGGAUCCUACUAGUGAGAAUGAAAAAGAGAAGCUUAGACAGGCAGAUCUUAAAGUGCUUGACUAUACUUUCCUUCUUGAAGAUGGAGAGAAGAAUAGAGUAAAGCUUGCAAAGCCAACCCAUAAAACUAUUUUCACUAUCUGAUACACUUCUGGAACAACUGGAGACCCAAAAGGAGUUAUCUCUAAUCAUCAUAACUAUGCUGCUGUUAUGGGAGGUCUUCUUAAAACUGGUUUUGAUAUCAAAGAGAAUGAUACACAUUAUAGUUAUCUCCCAUUAGCACAUGUCUUCGAAAGGGCUGCUCAUUGGGGACUUUUGUCCCAAGGAGGAAAGAUUGGGUAUUAUGUUGGAGAUGUCACUAAAAUUAAAGAAGAUUGAGGGGUCUUAAAACCAACUAUAUUCUGCUCAGUGCCAAGACUACUAAACAGAUUCUACGACCUCAUGCAAGACGGAAUCAAUAAGCUCACUGGAUUCAAGAGAAAGCUUCUCAAUAGAGGGGUAAAAAUCAAGAUGAACAAUUUAAUGAAAAACGGGUCUGUUAAAGAUUCUAUUUAUGAUGCACUUGUUUUCAACAAAUUCAAGAAAAUUCUUGGUAGUAAAGUUAGAAUCAUCAUAACAGGUUCUGCUCCUAUCGGAGGGGAGGUUCUCAGCUUCCUCAAAAUUGCUUUUAGUUGUAGAGUGUUUGAAGCUUAUGGACAGACCGAGACAACUGCAGGAUUAACUAUUACAAAUUACAAAGAUGGCACAUCUGGCCACGUGGGAGGAGUUUUCCCGCACAAUGAAAUCAAACUUGUUGAUGUUCCAGAAAUGGACUAUACAAGUCAAGACAUUAUUGAAGGAGAAAAACAACCAAGAGGAGAGAUAUGAUGUAGAGGCUUCAAUACAUUUAUUGGAUACUUUAAAGCUCCAGAUAAAACUGCAGAGACUAAAGAUGAAGAUGGAUGGGUCCAUACAGGAGAUAUAGGACAGAUUCUACCAAAUGGAGCAUUGAGAAUCAUCGAUAGAAAGAAGAACAUUUUUAAACUGGCCCAGGGAGAGUAUAUUGCAGCUGAAAAGUUAGAGAUCGCAUUCUCAAAACUAGAAAUAGUUCAACAAAUCUUUAUUUAUGGGGACUCUUUGCAAUCUUAUCUGGUUGCUGUUAUUGUUCCAGAAAAAUCUGCUGUUGAAAAGUGGGCUGCUGAAACAGGUAAAGACAUCAAAGGAUUCUCUGAUGAAGAAUAUCAGCAAUUUAUCAAUGGAGAAGAAUUCAAGAAUUACUUCGACACGUUAAUCAAAGAGACCAGGAAAAAUGAAAAGUUGAGCGGGUUGGAGGUCCCUAAAGCAAUAUUUUGUACUUCAGAAGAGUUCUCAGUGGAAAACGACUUGCUAACUCCAACAUUCAAGCUCAAGAGGAAUGAAGCUAAGAAGAAGUACCUUAAUGAGAUCAAGGCAAUGUAUAAGGGAGAGAAGCUACAGGGAGAAUAAUCCAUAUUUUUACAAACCUUUGAAAUACCCAAAGAUUACUAUAU
Molecule: messenger RNA, 2105 nt
Organism: Moneuplotes crassus
Lineage: Eukaryota; Ciliophora; Spirotrichea; Euplotida; Euplotidae
Source: the annotation of a GenBank genome assembly